This is a messenger RNA of Theobroma umbraticum, 1019 nucleotides long. RefSeq names its product ubiquitin-conjugating enzyme E2 7. NCBI's taxonomy places the organism in Eukaryota, Viridiplantae, Streptophyta, Magnoliopsida, Malvales, Malvaceae. The record is from RefSeq and is a predicted model, not a curated record.
UUGAAACAAAGUGUCGGCUUUUAAUUUUCCCUUAUUUUUCCUCUCUCUUCAAAUCGCAGAGCUUCUCGCAGCUCUCUCUCUAGAACCCUGCCUCUUUAUCUCUAUCUUUAUUGUUUAUAUGGCAUCUCAAGCCAGCCUCCUCCUUCAGAAACAGCUCAAAGAUCUUUGUAAGAACCCGGUUGAUGGGUUCUCAGCCGGAUUGGUUGAUGAGAAUAAUAUCUUUGAAUGGAGUGUUACAAUUAUUGGACCACCUGAUACUCUUUAUGAAGGGGGAUUUUUCAAUGCCAUUAUGAGCUUUCCCCCCAAUUAUCCAAACAGCCCUCCAACAGUGAAAUUUACAUCAGAGAUUUGGCAUCCUAAUGUUUAUCCCGAUGGGCGUGUUUGCAUAUCAAUUCUUCAUCCUCCAGGUGAUGAUCCAAAUGGCUAUGAGCUUGCAAGUGAGCGGUGGAUGCCAGUACAUACGGUUGAGAGUAUUGUUUUGAGUAUCAUAUCAAUGCUUUCCAGCCCUAACGACGAAUCUCCGGCGAAUGUUGAAGCUGCAAAGGAAUGGAGAGAGAGGAGAGAUGAAUUCAAGAGGAAGGUCAGCCGCUGCGUCAGACGGUCACAAGAAAUGUUGUGAUUUGUUGCUGGCGCUUCUUCUCUACAUAUGUACCCAGGGAAUGCCUUAAUUUAUUGUGUGGGGAGAUGUGGUUGAUACAACACUGCAGUGUUCUUGUAGAAUGCCAUCUGAAGUUCUCACACUUUACCCCUUUUUACUUUAUUUUCCCUUCUUGUGGUGAAGUAAUUGUAAUAACUGUCAAAAACGUUUAUGUAUUCAAAAGCGUUUUGGUUUUUUUAGUGUUUGUUGGCAAGCGUUCUUGUUGAGUCCCUCUAUCAUAAGGUCUUUUUUCUGGUGACUCUUCUUUGGAUGGACAUUUGUCUUUUGUUAGAUGCUUUGAUUUUGAUCUCUAUUAGUAGGUUUUACAAUCUACUUGUCGAUCAAACUCCAAAACAAUAGUAUUUUAUUUUUUCUUUUGCCA